This is a messenger RNA of Penicillium paradoxum, 1698 nucleotides long. RefSeq names its product Major facilitator superfamily domain general substrate transporter. The record is from RefSeq and is a predicted model, not a curated record. Gene Ontology annotation, molecular function: transmembrane transporter activity. NCBI's taxonomy places the organism in Eukaryota, Fungi, Ascomycota, Eurotiomycetes, Eurotiales, Aspergillaceae. The transcript has 5 exons. Gene Ontology annotation, biological process: transmembrane transport. Bases 1 to 1698 code for a protein of 565 amino acids.
AUGGGAUUCUCAAAAUUCAACCCGUUUAAGACGGACAACCAAAACUUCCCCAGUGUUGUUAUUCCUCUUGCCGAUGCACCUGCCCACUCACCGGAUCUCUCAGAGAAGGAUAACAAGGGGUUUAAUAGCGCUUCUUCUUCAGAAAAUGGUGUCGCUUCGCCUAAUGAUUCGACCACUCUGACCCUCGAAGCCCUCCGCGCAGAAGUUGAGGCCGAUAUUGCCACAUCUAGUCACGAUUCUGCCUAUGACCGCAAGGCGAAGGUGAUCAAUAGGGCCCUGUCGGAUAUCGGCAUGGGUAAAUACCAGUGGCAACUGUUCUUCCUUUGCGGAUUUGGUUGGACUGCAGACAACCUCUGGCUUCAGGGAGUUGCCCUAACCCUGACCCCCAUCUCCUAUGAAUUCGGACUCUCCGGUACGUGGGUGCGUUUCACCACCUGCGCUCUGUUCUUGGGUCUCUGUAUCGGUGCCUCAUUCUGGGGUGUUGCGUCUGAUAUCGUUGGCCGUCGUCUGGCUUUCAAUAUGACUUUGUUCUUGGCUGGUGCUUUUGGUCUGGCUGCCGCUGGCGGUCCCAAUUGGAUCGGCACAUGUGCUCUGUAUGCUUGCUUGGGUCUUGGUGUGGGUGGUAAUCUGCCCGUCGACGGCGCUCUUUUCCUAGAGUUCCUGCCUUUUGUUUCUGGCAAUCUGUUGACCAUGUUGAGUGUCUGGUGGCCCGUUGGCCAGCUGAUCGGUAGUUUGCUUGCCUGGGCCUUCAUUCCCAACUUCAGCUGCACUGAUUAUGAAGGCUGCACGAAGGAGAACAACAUGGGCUGGCGCUACCUGGUCGUCACCCUGGGUGCUAUCACUUUCGUCAUGUUCAUUCUGCGAUUCUUUUUCUUCCACCUGUACGAGUCCCCCAAGUACUUGCUCUCCCGUGGACGUCAGGAAGAAGCCGUUGCCUCGAUCCACGGCAUCGCCUACAAGAACGGCACUAAGACCUGGUUGACCAACGAAAUCCUCAACGAAAUCGGCGGCCACGUCGACGUCAGCGAUAGCAGCGCAGGACUCACCUACACCCAAAUCGUGGGCCGCUUCUUCUCCAAGUUCUCCAUGGAGCGCAUCGCCCCUCUCUUCGCUACCAAGCGCAUGGGCUUCAACACCGCUCUCCUCUGGUUCUGCUGGACCACCAUCGGCAUGGGCUACCCUCUCUUCAACGCCUUCCUGCCCCAGUACCUCUCCCAGUCUGGCGGCGAGACCAACUCCAACUACACCACCUACCGCAACUACGCCAUCACCUCCAUCGUCGGUCUCCCCGGCUCCAUCCUGGCCUGCUGGACCGUCGAGAUCAAGUACAUCGGCCGCAAAGGCACAAUGGCCUUCUCCACUCUGAUCACCGGUGUUUUACUCUUCUGCUUCACCGCAUCCACCAACUCCGACAUCCAGCUCCUGUGCAGCUGUCUCGAAGCCUUCUUCCAGAACAUCAUGUACGGUGUCCUGUUCGCUUACACCCCCGAGACCUUCCCCGCCCCGUUCCGCGGUACCGGAACCGGUAUCUCCAGCUGCUUGAACCGUAUCGCCGGUCUCUGCGCACCUCUCGUCGCCAUCUACGCCGGUAGCUCCGACCCCAAUGCGCCCAUCUAUGCCUCCGGCGCGUUGAUCCUGGCUUCCUUCGUGGCAAUGUGUCUCCUGCCCAUCGAGACUCGGGGCAAGCAGUUUCUGUAA